Olea europaea var. sylvestris is the source of this 2829-nucleotide messenger RNA. RefSeq lists its product as uncharacterized. Lineage: Eukaryota; Viridiplantae; Streptophyta; Magnoliopsida; Lamiales; Oleaceae. The transcript has 4 exons. The record is from RefSeq and is a predicted model, not a curated record. Bases 726 to 2711 code for a protein of 661 amino acids. Gene Ontology annotation, biological process: asymmetric cell division.
GGGUACAAAAUUUUUGGGAUUUCCAAAGAAACACAAAUGCGCCUCCUCCUGCUACAAUCUACGUCAUUUCUUCUUCGAAUCUUUGGCCUCACUUGAUAUGCCUCACCCACUGAAACAAAUGUGAAACCCUUUUUCUUGUGAAAAAGUGAACAUUUAUUGGUCGGGCCGAUUCUUUACAAUUACUUUUUCACUUAUAGGAUUUAUAUUAUAGUGCUUCUACUAUAGAUUUCUUGGUUUGGUAGAUUUUGGUGGAAGAACCCAAGAAUUGGAGGUAUAUUUGGAAAUGGGUUCUUUUUGUUGAUGGAUUUUGCAGCCCAGAGAUUUCUGUUCAAUGGAUAUGCAUUUGGUUUUCUUGAUGUUUUCUGUAGUUCAUCUGAAUGUUUAAAAGUUUUGACAAAGUCUUCAUUCUGGGUUCUGACUUUGAUACUGAUAUAAGGCUACUUUUGUUUUUAAGGGAUUCUAAAUUUUUUAUCUGUUUGAUUGGUUGAGGUUAAUGGUUUUAAGAAAUUGUGUAGUUGACAAUUAUUUUAUCAGAGGAGGUGGUUUCAAUUUUUUUAUUUUUAAUUUGAAAGCUGAGGUAUUGUUUCUUGAUAUAGACAGUAUGAGCGAUCAUUGAGAUCCCGACUUCACCUUGACGGUUAUGCUACGAUGCCCUUAUAUUGACUGCAAUUGGGAUUGUUAUGUGAAGGAUAGGAAAAAAGAGCAUACAUUUUGGUGGCUUGAAAAUGGAUGUUUGGAUUGUUGCUGCAGCAGCUGGUGCUGGGUAUAUAGCUAAGCAUUUGAAGAAUCUUACUCGGGUUAAACAUUAUUUUUCAGAUUUAUCUUCAGCUAAUGCUAAUUUUUAUAGACCUGAAUCCUCGCCAAAUAAACGGGAGGUUCAAGACAAGAACUGCCCCUUCCCCAGUGUUUUACUGAAAAAGAAACUAGUAAAAGAUGAUUAUAUAGAAGAAAAUAAGGCUUAUCAAGAGGCCUCCUCAGCAGAAAUGCCAGUACCAUUGGAUAACCUAAUGAUUUGCAGUACAUCUUGCAAUUCAAAUUUAUUACCUGGGAUUUUGAACAAUGAAGAUGUGCUAGAGGAUUGGGAAUGCAGAGGACAGAACAUUGAUGAGGUUCAUAGUGAUUUAUCACCUCAACUAUCUGCAAGAGAAAUGGGUUUUUCUUAUGGUGUUGAGAGAAAUAGAAGUAGACUUGGAACUAGACGAACUAGCAGGCAAUUCAUAAAACCCUUGACAUCUCUUGAAAGUUGUCUCAUGGCUCAGUUGUACAAGGGGCAUUCGGAAAUUGAAGAAUACACCUUUAGUUCAAUCCAUUCGCCGCACACACCAACUGUUAGACCAUUUGUAGUUACUGAAGGAAACAGAAUAAUCAGCAGACAGGUUUAUGAAUCUUUUAAUUCUCCGACUGGAACAGGGAAUUAUAAGUUGCACAAAAGUACUUAUUCCCGAAAUGGGGAGUUUGUUCUAGGAAUUCCCAGACUACCUAAAGUUGCCUCUAUGGAGAGCCGCAGUAAAGCUAAAUCUGGAAAGGAGAAGGUUACAAGAUUAAGCAAUUCUAGUAGGAUGGUCAAUGGAAAUUACGAUAACUCUUUGCAAGGGUCAUCUGGUGGAGCUCUUAAUUUUUAUCUUGGAUUCUCUAUUGGCAUAAUGUCUUCUUUCUUGGCACAUAAAAGGGAAAUAGAAAAACUGAAUACCUUGUUAAGGCAGACUGAGAACCUGGUACAAGAUCUUCAGGAAGAACUUGAGAUGAAAGAUUCAUUGACUAUGAAAGAGCUUGCUGUAGAAAAUUAUGAAUCACAGGAUAGAAACCGUGACUCUGAUUACAGAGAGACUGUGCAUGCAUUCUCCCCUGAACAGAAAUUGGACAACUCAACAGAGUAUCAUCAUGAAGAAUAUGAUGACCAGAAGGCGCAGAACAUAUCUUUGAGUAAUAUUGAAGCUGAGCUUGAAGCUGAACUGGAGAGAUUGGAAUUGAACAUGAGUUCGUCUAAGUUGGAAAAGAAAAUAUCUAAAUUAGCUGAGGUUGACAAAGAUUUCAUAGCGGAUGUUGCUGAAGGGGAGUUCAGAGCCAACUCGUUUGACAAACCUUAUGUUGAUCGGGAUGGAACUGGUUGCUCGACCCCAUGCUCAGUCCAUUACGCAGUCUCCCCAAGAGAACUGAGUUUACGGUUACAUGAAGUCAUUCAGUCCCAACUAGAAGAGCGAGUCAAGGAGCUCGAGACUGCACUUGAGAACAGUCAGAGGAAGAUCAAAUCCACGGAAUCCAAGCAUAUGCCUUUUUGGAACGAGUUUUCAAACAAUGGAGCAAGAACUUGUGAAGAUUCAUUCACAGAGGAGCCUGUGAUCAUCAAUUUAUCAGGGGAAGCUCUAGCUGCAUACAAUGAGGCUUAUGAUGAGUUUACAAAGGUAACUGAGUCGGAUGAAGAGGACGCGCCAUCUGGGCUCGAGGAGAGCAAUGAUCAGGAGUUCUUUCAGGAAGGGCAGCAGGUUCUUAAUGGGGGCUCAAAUCGUUACACGCAAAAUUCAUUUGCCAAUGGAAGCCCGCCAUUGUUAUCGAAUUAUCAAAAUGACGUCAUAUGUUGCGGCACGGAUGAGAAUGGUGAUAGUGAGGAAGAGAUGGAAAGGUUGUUGAUAAGGCAAAUCGUAGAGAAAGCUAGGAAAGGCUCUCCUGUAAUUUUAAACGCUCAAAGAGCAUUGUCUUCAACUGAUGAAUGAUGCUGAAAUUAAAAAAAUAUAAGAGAGAGAAUUUGCAGGCCAUAGAUUUGGGAAGAAUUUCUUGCCUUUAUUUGUUUUUCUGAACUGUUUUUGAGCAAGAUGUCUGUUCUUCCUAAUA